Messenger RNA from Syngnathus acus (greater pipefish), 4589 nucleotides. It is a transcript of the gene gigyf2, whose product is annotated as GRB10 interacting GYF protein 2. The record is from RefSeq and is a predicted model, not a curated record. Lineage: Eukaryota; Metazoa; Chordata; Actinopteri; Syngnathiformes; Syngnathidae. Gene Ontology annotation, molecular function: protein binding. Bases 127 to 4080 code for a protein of 1317 amino acids. Gene Ontology annotation, cellular component: vesicle; membrane; proximal dendrite. Gene Ontology annotation, biological process: insulin-like growth factor receptor signaling pathway. The transcript has 29 exons.
GUGAGCGAGAGAGCGAGACCAAGGAAAAGACAGAGAGCGAGCCAGAGAGAGAGUGAGAGAGAGCUAGCGCUUACACUCGAAUUCCAAACCUUACGCUGUCACGUCAAGCAGAGACCUUCAAGGAAAAUGGCCGAGACCCAGACACUUAACUUUGGACCAGAAUGGCUCCGUGCCCUGUCUGGAGGUGCAAGCAGCAGUGGCGGCGGCGGCGGCGGUGGUGGAGGAAGCAGCAGCAGCAACGCCGUUAGCUCGCCACCUCUCUCGCCUGUAUUGCCAAAGUACAAGCUUGCAGACUAUCGUUACGGAAGAGAGGAAAUGUUAGCACUUUAUGUCAAAGACAUCAAGAUCCCUAUAGACUUGCAUGAUAAGGAGUUCCUGCCCAUAUUGCAAGAGGAACCUUUCCCUCCUCUGGCACUUGUUUCUUUUACAGAGGAAGAACAGAGAAAUUUUGCCUUGUCUGUAAACAGUGCUGCCGUAUUCCGACGAGGAAGCGGUGCGGUAGUGAGUGCGCCUCGAGGCCGAAGUACCUCAAGGGGUAGAGGUCGAGGAAGAGGAGACGGAGGGUUUUACCAAAGAAGUUUUGAUGAUGUGGAAGGUUUUGGCCGUGGGGGCAGGGAGAUGCAUCGCUCCCAGAGCUGGGAGGAAAGGGGCGAUAGAAGAUUUGAAAAGCCAGGCCGGAAAGACCCGGAUGUGUCGCCAGGACAUUUCCAGCUGAAUCACGCAGCUUCCCCAAUGACGAAUUUCGCAGUGCGAAACAACUACGAUGAUGCCGGGCUGGGCCUGUCGAGGAAACACGACUUCACGCGCUCAGAGAGCGAGAAUUGGCGUACCUUUCGUGACGAUCAGAACGAUGUGCCUCGGAGCGCGGCGUGGCAUCCGGAGCAGCGGCGCCGCAUUCCGUUUGACUCGCGAGAAGACGAACGCACCUACAGGAGGCAGCGUUCGGGCAGCGGCAGCUUGGACGACGACAGGGAUGCUCUGCCCGAGUGGUGUCUGGAGGACGCGGACGAGGAGGCGGGCACCUUCGACUCGUCGGGGGCCUUUCUCUCACUCAAGAAAGCCUCCAAAGAGCCCAUCCUGGAGGAGGCCGAGUUGGAUUUUAAACCCUUGGAAGAGUGUGAGGAGGCCCUAGAGGAGGAAGACAGUCAGCCCAAGGAGACCAAAGAAACAGAAAUAGAAGCCAAGCAAAAUUCUGACCGAAAAGUAUUCACGGGGGUGAGCAGAAUGUCAGAGGAGACCCCACCUGUUCCCCCGCCCGCCGUUGGGACGAUCCCCGAGGCCCAGACGACCCGCAAGUCUGCGUCGCCCGGCCACCUCAACCCGACGGAGGAACCCGAAAGGCAACCCCCCCUGGAGCGACCGCCAGAACCCUGCAAAGUUGCUCAGCACGUCCCGUUGUCCAACAGCAUGUCGCUACCCAACUCGCGGAUUUCCGCCACCCUCACAGACGUUCGCAGGCAGUCGUCCAGCAUGCAGACGCCCGGGGAGGUGCUCGUGGCUAUGAACAAUCCCCUGCCCUUUUCUUCAAGUGCGUUAGCCCCAAUUUCCAGGCCUGCCGCCGUGUCACAUGACACCGAUGAAGACGAGGGUUUGAAGCACUUUGAGCAGGAGGCAGAGAAAAUGGUGGCUUACCUCCAGGACGGCGUAGCGGACGAUGACAGACUGGCUGCCAAAGCCCCUGAAAAGCCCAAAGCUGCAGGCCUGCCGCUCACUCACAAGACCGCACUCAAGUGGUUUUACAAAGACCCUCAAGGGGAGAUACAGGGUCCUUUCAGCAACCAGGAGAUGGCCGAAUGGUUCCAGGCGGGUUACUUCACCAUGUCUCUCCUGGUGAAAAGAGGCUGCGAUGACAUCUUUCAGGCCUUGGGGGAGAUGAUGAAGAUUUGGGGGAGAGUCCCUUUCACGCCGGGCCCCGCGCCUCCACCCCUGCAGGGUGACGCUGACCAAGAAAGGUUGAAGCGGCAGCAGGAGCUCACUGCGCUCAACCUUUACCAGUUGCAGCAGCUUCAGUAUCAAUACCUCUUGAGGCAGCAGUAUGCUCAGGCCCUGGCCCAGCAGAAGGCAGCGGUGCUGAGCUCGGCCCCUCUUCAACAGCAGCAGCAACACCAACAGCAGCUCAACACGCUUCAGCAGCAAUACCAAGCUCUCAAGACAAGAACAUCGGAGAGCCUUCUACCUCCUGUUACACGGUCCCUGUCUGUACCCGACUCCGGUUCUGUAUGGGAAAUGCAGAACCCGUCCUCGCAGGCUUCUUGCACACCAAACCUCCCCACAGCCACGUCAAGCACAUGGGAUGGCAGCAGCGUGUGGGACUUGCCCAUAGACUCCGUGGCAAAGGCGCCCACCAUCGAGCAGAUGCAGCAGUUGGAGAAAUCAAAGGCUGCAAAGGUGGAACUGGAGAGGCGCGAAGCUGAACUGAGAGCCAAAAGAGAAGAAGAAGAGAGGAAGCGACUGGAGGAGGCUCUGCGGGCUCGUCAAGAGGAGGAGCGGAAGCGCCUGGAGGAGGAGGAGCUGGCGAGACAAAAACAGGAGGAAGCUCUGAGACGACAGAGAGAACAGGAGGAGGCGCAACGGAGAAAAAAGGAGCAAGAAGAGAGAUUGGCGCAGGAGGAAGCCCUGCGAAGACUUGAGGAGGAGGAGAGGAAGAAAAGGGAGGACUUCCUUCGCAAACAGGAGGAGGAGCGCCGAAAACAAGAGGAGCUGGAGGCAUUGAGGAGGCGCGAGGAGGAGAAGCGAGCAGAGGAGGCGGCUGCGGCGGCUGCAGCAGCAGAAGCGGCUGCCCUUGCUCAGCAACAGCAGGAGGAGCAAAAGCGGCGGGAGCAGGAGGCGCAGAAACAGCAGGAACUGCAGAGACAGAGGCAGCAGCAGCAGGAGGCUCUCAGAAGACUGCAACAGCAGCAGCAGCUUGCACAAAUGAAGCUUCCGUUGUCAUCCAAGUGGGGUCAUCAGUCCUCCAACGCUAGCAACAAGAAUCAGAACACCCUGUCACUGGCCGAGAUCCAGAAACUGGAAGAGGAGCGGGAAAGACAGGCACUAGAAGAGCAGCAGCGUCAGCAGCAGGAGCUCCUGAAGCUGCAGCAGCACCAGGCCCUGCAGCAGGCCCAGCAGGCCCAGGCCAAGCUGUCGGGCUGGGGGCACGCCGCCAAGCAGCCCCCCGUGACCAAGUCUCUGCUGGAGAUUCAGAGGGAGGAAGCGCAGCAGAUGAAACAGAAGAAGGAGCCACCACCCCAACAGCAGCAACAGAAUCACAUCUUGUCCCAGCCGACCCGUCCGCAGAACAAAACUACAUCUCUGAGCAACUCCGUAUGGGGUUCCGUGAACAUCACCCCUUGCUCAAACUGGGCGGCGGACUCCGGCAGCAUCUGGGGGGACACCCACAACUCCAACAUGGGCUUCUGGGACGAAGCUGUGAAGGAGGCUGUCCAGCAGCCCCCGCCCACCAAGAAAGGAAAUGCGCAGAAAAACAAGGGCAAUGCCAACCUCAGUAAUUCCACGAGUGGGCGAGCCAACAAGAAGGUGGAGGAGGAAGAGAAGCUGCUCAGGUUGUUCCAAGGGGUCAAUAAGAGCCAGCAGGACGGCUUCAUGCAGUGGUGCGAGCGCACUCUGCACAGCCUCAACACAGCCAACAAUCUGGAUGUUCCCACGUUUGCGUCGUUCCUCAAAGAAGUGGACUCACCGUACGAGGUGCACGACUACGUCAAGGCCUACCUGGGGGACACUCCCGAGGCCAAGGACUUUGCCAAGCAGUUCCUGGAGCGUCGUGCCAAACAGAACGCUAAUCAGCAAAAAACGUCGCCGCAGCCGCAGCAGAAGCAAGGGCAAGCCCUGAAACAGCAGCAGGAUUCCGUGUGGGGAGGAACGGGAUCAUCAACGCUCUACCAGGGCAACCACACAAGUGGUCAGCACAAGCAACAUCAUCAACAGCCACCGCCGCAGCAGCGCUUUGAGACGGUCACCUCAGGGAAGAAGAAAAAGAAGCAGAAAAUGGUCCGUGCGGAUCCGAGCCUUCUAGGUUUUUCUGUUAACGCAUCGUCCGAGAGACUGAACAUGGGCGAGAUUGAGACCGUGGAGGAUUUUUAAGGGAAUGCAGCCGAGUCGAACGCCCACUGACUGACUCGAACCCCAACCCUCCCUCAACCGCAGCUGCCAACUUAAUGUCACCGUUUUCUUUCACAGCCCUUUUCUGGCAACAUCAAUCCAAAACGUAGCAAAAGGCUCCUCGGAUGCUGUGGCUCUGAUUUUGUUCAAUCAGCCGCAGUUGGCAGAAUCUUCCAAUUGGACCUUCUUCUCUAAAGUGUUGGUGGGGAAAGUGAGAGAUGAUAUCCAUUUCUUCUAUUUAUUGAAUAUGAAUUGUCCCCCCCCACUCAACACGUUCUGCCCUCCCUCUUUUUUUUUUGCCCCGCCCCACCCAAUGAUGCUAGUUAUUGGUGGAUUAAGACGGCAGAGUUGAGCCCAAGGAUCGGUGCCUACUUUAUGUCCUGUUUUAAGGACAUGUUCCAAGUCCCAAGUAGUUAUCUAUUUCUUGUAAAAUACUAGGCUGUUUAAAAAAAAAAUAAAAUAAACUUUCAACUUGCAUCUCUAUGAUAAUA